UACACUAGGUUACCAUCGUUCCACAACAAACAACAAACACGAAGCAUCGUUCCAAACCGUUCCAUCACCAUCGUUACCUUCAGUACCAAAGACGAAACAAGCACAAUCGUUCAAAAUAGAAACUCGAGUCCAAAUCGCGACCUCGACUUCUGUUAAUAAGAAACACAAUUUCUAUGUUUCGAAACCAAAAGUUCGUGACCUCAGUUUCUGUUAUCUUCAGCUCCAAAUCGAAACACAGAAGACUUUGUUCGAUUCGAUCUUGCGGUGGGAAGAAGGUUUUGAAAUCUUCACAGUUUUAUUCAAUCAUUAUCAAAACAGUUAAAUACGGCUUUUGACAAAGAAGUAGGAUGGUUCUAAAUUUUGAUGCAUCCUUUUCCAUUUCUAUGGCAGAAAAUCAGACUCAAAAUGAUCCACCGACGCCAACAACAAAUCCACCACAAACUAUUUACUUUGACAAUCUUCAAAACAAGAAGAAAAGGAAAGUUGGAGAACCCGAGGAUUCUAAUGUCGAUGAUUCUAAUGCUAAUGCAGAAAAUUCAGGAUGGAUGCUAGAAGAUAACAUGAAGCAAUAUGGAUUAUGGAGUGGCUGAACUGAAUUUUGAAUGGUGGAACAAACAUGAUGGUUAAAUUGAAUUUUGAAUGGUUUAUGAUUUGAAUGGUUGAACUUUAAUUUAUGUAUUAAUUUGCAGUUUUGUCUACAUGUUGAAACUUUAACAAAAUUGCUUGGUUUUGUGA
Messenger RNA from Vicia villosa (hairy vetch), 735 nucleotides. Its product is annotated as zinc finger BED domain-containing protein RICESLEEPER 4-like. The coding region runs from base 348 to 590 and encodes 80 amino acids. The transcript is spliced from 5 exons. NCBI's taxonomy places the organism in Eukaryota, Viridiplantae, Streptophyta, Magnoliopsida, Fabales, Fabaceae. Gene Ontology annotation, molecular function: protein dimerization activity. The record is from RefSeq and is a predicted model, not a curated record.